CAUCACUGUUACUUUUUUUGCAGUUUUUUGGGGCAUUUUUUCCAAGUUACUCAUUGAUGUUUUAAAUUCCAGUAAAAGGCAACUGAAUGCAGCACAUAGAAAUAAAUUCAGGUGUCCUGUGACUACACACAGAUAAAGAAAAUCAGAUUUAAUGGCGAUACAAUGCCAAUCACAUCUUGUGAAACUUGAUGAGAGGAGCGUGGUGGUUUCACAAAUGGAUCAAUGCUCGGUGCUGAAUGGCUGCGGUCGGGUAGAGGUGGAGAUUUGAUGACUCCAGAGGUUCACACUGCUGGACAUCUGGUAGUUUUUACAGCAGCUGGCACAGAGAUACAAGGAAAUACAACACAAGAGAAGCAUGAGGAAACACUGUGCUCUUAAACAUGGAAUAUUCAAGGAAUUCCUGGCAGAAUUCCUGGGGACCUUUGUCUUGGUUUUGUUUGGCUGCGGCUCAGUCGCUCAGACCGUCCUCAGUCGAAACACCCUGGGCGAGCCACUCACCGUCCACAUUGGCUUCUCUGUUGGACUGAUGAUGGCGGCGUAUGUGGCCGGCGGAGUGUCAGGAGGCCAUGUGAACCCUGCUGUGUCUCUGGCCAUGGUGAUUCUGGGCAAGCUGAAGAUCUGGAAGUUUCCUUUCUACGUCAUUGCUCAGUUUCUUGGUGCUUUUGCUGGAGCUGCUGCAGUCUUUGGAUUAUACUACGAUGCCUUCAUGGACUUCACCAGUGGGAUUCUUUCAGUGACGGGAAUCAAUGCAACAGGUCACAUUUUUGCGUCCUACCCUGCGAGACACCUGUCAAUCCUCGGCGGCUUCAUCGAUCAGGUGGUGGGGACAGGUAUGCUGGUGCUGUGUAUCCUGGCUAUUAUUGAUGGUGGAAACAUUGGAGCACCCAAAGGCGUGGAGCCGCUGGCUAUCGGUCUGAUCAUCAUGGCCAUCGGUGUCUCUAUGGGACUCAACUGUGGAUACCCCCUGAACCCUGCCAGAGACCUGGCUGGACCUCGACUGUUCACUGCUGUAGCUGGAUGGGGGAUGGAGGUCUUCAGCACUGCAGACAACUGGUGGUGGAUCCCCGUGGCGGGGCCCAUGGUGGGGGGCGUGGUCGCAGCCGUCAUCUACUACCUGCUCAUUGAGCUGCACCAUCACCGCGAGGAGCCCGAGAAGCCCCACGAGGAAGAGGAGGAGGAGGAGGAAGAUGAGGACGACGAGGACAGCAGCCUGAAGGACAAAUAUGAGAUGAUCACCAUGAGCUAAAAAAAGACAUUAACCUUCAGGACAACCUGGUUCAGAUUGUUUAACUGUCAGUCAGGUGGAGAUACACAGCUUCCAUCUGUUAACACUAAUAAAUAUGGACUGUCUCCUUUGUAAUUUUAAUGUUUUAUGUUUCAUGAACACAUGAAAAUCUCAGUCUUGUGUGCUUCACAUUGUUCUGACUGUUCAUAUACAUGUUGUAAAUACUGUACUAUAGACAUUAGAUGCUUGAAAAUGAUGGGUACCAACUGUGUUACAUGCCUGCUUUUCUCCUUUUAGGUUUGCUCCCAUUUUCUUUUCUGAUAUUUUCUGUAUAUUUACAUAAAACUUUUAGUUUUUUUGUUUUUGUUUAAACUUAUAAUUAUUUCCUUUUUUUGCAAACCAUGAGGAAUCAUCCCUCCUGUUCUGUAUUAAUAUGUGUAUUUAU
Messenger RNA from Plectropomus leopardus (leopard coralgrouper), 1670 nucleotides. RefSeq names its product aquaporin 9a (gene aqp9a). The record is from RefSeq and is a predicted model, not a curated record. Gene Ontology annotation, biological process: glycerol transmembrane transport; water transport. Gene Ontology annotation, molecular function: urea transmembrane transporter activity; glycerol channel activity; water channel activity. Gene Ontology annotation, cellular component: plasma membrane; basolateral plasma membrane. Lineage: Eukaryota; Metazoa; Chordata; Actinopteri; Perciformes; Serranidae.